UGUGAUGCUGAGAUGUUCCGCCGAGUGGGACCACGCGGAGCUAAACUACAAACGGGAACAGAUUCCUGAUCGUGGUACAUGGCUGCGUUUUUUUCUUUAUGGUUUCCCUUUAACCCUUUUGCGUCGUCGAAUAAAACGCUGAUUGCCUGGUCUUCUGCCGCCACAAAGGCUCUACAGGUGUAAGCGCUCUUUUACCUUCGCGCACGGUAAGAGGAUUAAGUGGAUCUUCACCGCAAGAGGAUUAAGUGGAUCUUCCUCUUUUGGAUUCCGGCGAGGUUGGAUCCCCGCUGAGAUUCUGAAAGGGAGAACUGGUCACACACAGAUAUGAUGGUUGUCUCAAAUGGCAGUUCUACUUCAGCCGCUCCGCUGGCCGUGAUGAGCAUUCCAGAGAACUAUGGUAUUGUGGAGCCAGGAAUUUACAGAGCCAGCGCCCUCAAAGUUCACAGCCUCGCCUUUGUCUCCAAUCUCCAUCUCAAGACGUUGCUGCAUCUCUCUCCCGAGCCACUUUGUCCUGUCAUUGGGACGUUUCUCCAGCAGUCAGCCGUGAAUUUGAUUCAUCUAGGGGCGCGAGAGGGAAAGCCCGCCUCGUGGAAACCAGUGAGCGAAAACAUGAUGAAGGACGCGUUGGAAAUUGUUUUGGACGAUUCCAUGUAUCCUAUCAUGGUUACAUGCUCCUCCGGGAUUCAGCAAACUGGAACCUUUGUCGGCUGCUUAAGGAGGCUACAAAAGUGGAAUUUGACAUCAAUUAUAGAGGAGUAUAGACGCUACGCGGGGAACAAAGCGCAUUACGCAAACGAGCAGUUCUUGGAGCUGUUUGACGAGGAUAUUGUCAAGCUGCCAAGCAACCUGGCACCUUGGUUUGCUGAUCAACAAAGAAUAAUGGAAGAAGAGAAGGCAGAGUUUCAAAAGCAAAUAGAAGAAAAGCAGCAGCAAGAUAGCAACAGCAGCUUGUCUUCGUGGCAAGCAAUGUCAGCCGGAAAGGAUUUUAAAACGUCAUGUAGCAGCUACGCGAGAUACUAUUACUGCUCGAGCUGUCCAUUGACGACCGAAGAUCGGUACAGGAAGCGUAGAAACAUGGGAAGAACCGGAUAGAAUCGAUGGCUCUUGGGGACUGGGAGGGCCAUCUUUCUUCUUCGAAGCUGGAUGGUUUCUAGCAGUGAAAGAAUCGAUGCCUUUGUUGCUUUGCUCGCGAUUUUCAAUGCCUGUCAGCCAGAAAGCAAAAGGGGAAAUGAAAAACAAAUUCUUUCCAGCA
Messenger RNA from Selaginella moellendorffii, 1252 nucleotides. RefSeq names its product probable tyrosine-protein phosphatase DG1060. The coding region runs from base 325 to 1092 and encodes 255 amino acids. The transcript has 6 exons. Lineage: Eukaryota; Viridiplantae; Streptophyta; Lycopodiopsida; Selaginellales; Selaginellaceae. The record is from RefSeq and is a predicted model, not a curated record. Gene Ontology annotation, molecular function: phosphatase activity.